AUGAACUUGUUAGCUAUACAUUUCUGUAUAUUUGUUCUAUUAAUUGAUAUCAUAGACUCAGUUGAGUUGACAUUUGAAUUGCCUGAUAAUUCGAAGGAAUGUUUCUAUCAGGAGGUUUUAAAAAACCGAUCGGCAAUUCUUGAAUAUCAAGUAAUUACAGGUGGACAAUACGAUGUGGACGUAGAACUCUUAUCUCCAACUAAAGAAAUAAUUUAUCGGCAAAUUAAAAGUCAGUUUGAUUCUCAUCAAUUUACAGCUCCUAAAACGGGUGUUUAUGCUGCGUGUUUUAGCAAUGAAUUUUCAACAUUCUCUCACAAACUGAUUUACAUGGACUUCAGUUUAACUGAAGAAGUAAAUCCGCUUCCUGGUGUCGAUGAACAUGCAACAGUUCUUACACAAAUGGAGCAAACAGCUCAAGAAAUUCACAAAAGUUUAAACGCUAUUCUUGAUUAUCAAACGCAUCAUAGAUUGCGUGAGGCACAAGGACGAAAGCGAGGAGAAGAUCUCAACGAGAGGGUUCUUUGGUUCAGCAUCAUUGAAACAUCUGCAAUGCUUAUUAUCGCAAUCACUACAGUCAUUGUGCUAAGGUCAUUCUUCACAGAAAAGAGACCAAGUCAAAUGAAAUAUGGGCGCCUUGAUGGACGUUAG
This is a messenger RNA of Clunio marinus, 648 nucleotides long. Lineage: Eukaryota; Metazoa; Arthropoda; Insecta; Diptera; Chironomidae. The record is from the annotation of a GenBank genome assembly.